CUCAGCCUGAAUUCGUGAUCCGUCGCCUUCAAAAUCCAAGCAAAACGGCCUUUCGAAAAAAAUAUCGCCGAAAAAUUACGAAAAUGCCCCCCGAAACUGUUCGACCAAAUUUCUGCCCAAAUCGGCGAUUAGCAGACUUCAUCAUUGGUAGAGAGUACCCUAAGGACGAAUCUGUGGUCCGUCGCCUUCAAAAUCCAAGGAAAACGGCAUUUCCAAAAAAUCGCCCGAAAUCGGUGAUGGUACCCCUUUGGAAACUGCCAAAAAUUGCCCCGGAAAUAUUCCGCCCGAAUCGGUGUUUAAUAGACUUAUCCAUCCCUAAAGAAUAGCCUCAGCCUGAAUUCGUGAUCCGUCGCCUUCAAAAUCCAAGCAAAACGGCCUUUCGAAAAAAAUAUCGCCGAAAAAUUACGAAAAUGCCCCCCGAAACUGUUCGACCAAAUUUCUGCCCAAAUCGGCGAUUAGCAGACUUCAUCAUUGGUAGAGAGUACCCUAAGGACGAAUCUGUGGUCCGUCGCCUUCAAAAUCCAAGGAAAACGGCAUUUCCAAAAAAUCGCCCGAAAUCGGUGAUGGUACCCCUUUGGAAACUGCCAAAAAUUGCCCCGGAAAUAUUCCGCCCGAAUCGGUGUUUAAUAGACUUAUCCAUCCCUAAAGAAUAGCCUCAGCCUGAAUUCGUGAUCCGUCGCCUUCAAAAUCCAAGCAAAACGGCCUUUCGAAAAAAAUAUCGCCGAAAAAUUACGAAAAUGCCCCCCGAAACUGUUCGACCAAAUUUCUGCCCAAAUCGGCGAUUAGCAGACUUCAUCAUUGGUAGAGAGUACCCUAAGGACGAAUCUGUGGUCCGUCGCCUUCAAAAUCCAAGGAAAACGGCAUUUCCAAAAAAUCGCCCGAAAUCGGUGAUGGUACCCCUUUGGAAACUGCCAAAAAUUGCCCCGGAAAUAUUCCGCCCGAAUCGGUGUUUAAUAGACUUAUCCAUCCCUAAAGAAUAGCCUCAGCCUGAAUUCGUGAUCCGUCGCCUUCAAAAUCCAAGCAAAACGGCCUUUCGAAAAAAAUAUCGCCGAAAAAUUACGAAAAUGCCCCCCGAAACUGUUCGACCAAAUUUCUGCCCAAAUCGGCGAUUAGCAGACUUCAUCAUUGGUAGAGAGUACCCUAAGGACGAAUCUGUGGUCCGUCGCCUUCAAAAUCCAAGGAAAACGGCAUUUCCAAAAAAUCGCCCGAAAUCGGUGAUGGUACCCCUUUGGAAACUGCCAAAAAUUGCCCCGGAAAUAUUCCGCCCGAAUCGGUGUUUAAUAGACUUAUCCAUCCCUAAAGAAUAGCCUCAGCCUGAAUUCGUGAUCCGUCGCCUUCAAAAUCCAAGCAAAACGGCCUUUCGAAAAAAAUAUCGCCGAAAAAUUACGAAAAUGCCCCCCGAAACUGUUCGACCAAAUUUCUGCCCAAAUCGGCGAUUAGCAGACUUCAUCAUUGGUAGAGAGUACCCUAAGGACGAAUCUGUGGUCCGUCGCCUUCAAAAUCCAAGGAAAACGGCAUUUCCAAAAAAUCGCCCGAAAUCGGUGAUGGUACCCCUUUGGAAACUGCCAAAAAUUGCCCCGGAAAUAUUCCGCCCGAAUCGGUGUUUAAUAGACUUAUCCAUCCCUAAAGAAUAGCCUCAGCCUGAAUUCGUGAUCCGUCGCCUUCAAAAUCCAAGCAAAACGGCCUUUCGAAAAAAAUAUCGCCGAAAAAUUACGAAAAUGCCCCCCGAAACUGUUCGACCAAAUUUCUGCCCAAAUCGGCGAUUAGCAGACUUCAUCAUUGGUAGAGAGUACCCUAAGGACGAAUCUGUGGUCCGUCGCCUUCAAAAUCCAAGGAAAACGGCAUUUCCAAAAAAUCGCCCGAAAUCGGUGAUGGUACCCCUUUGGAAACUGCCAAAAAUUGCCCCGGAAAUAUUCCGCCCGAAUCGGUGUUUAAUAGACUUAUCCAUCCCUAAAGAAUAGCCUCAGCCUGAAUUCGUGAUCCGUCGCCUUCAAAAUCCAAGCAAAACGGCCUUUCGAAAAAAAUAUCGCCGAAAAAUUACGAAAAUGCCCCCCGAAACUGUUCGACCAAAUUUCUGCCCAAAUCGGCGAUUAGCAGACUUCAUCAUUGGUAGAGAGUACCCUAAGGACGAAUCUGUGGUCCGUCGCCUUCAAAAUCCAAGGAAAACGGCAUUUCCAAAAAAUCGCCCGAAAUCGGUGAUGGUACCCCUUUGGAAACUGCCAAAAAUUGCCCCGGAAAUAUUCCGCCCGAAUCGGUGUUUAAUAGACUUAUCCAUCCCUAAAGAAUAGCCUCAGCCUGAAUUCGUGAUCCGUCGCCUUCAAAAUCCAAGCAAAACGGCCUUUCGAAAAAAAUAUCGCCGAAAAAUUACGAAAAUGCCCCCCGAAACUGUUCGACCAAAUUUCUGCCCAAAUCGGCGAUUAGCAGACUUCAUCAUUGGUAGAGAGUACCCUAAGGACGAAUCUGUGGUCCGUCGCCUUCAAAAUCCAAGGAAAACGGCAUUUCCAAAAAAUCGCCCGAAAUCGGUGAUGGUACCCCUUUGGAAACUGCCAAAAAUUGCCCCGGAAAUAUUCCGCCCGAAUCGGUGUUUAAUAGACUUAUCCAUCCCUAAAGAAUAGCCUCAGCCUGAAUUCGUGAUCCGUCGCCUUCAAAAUCCAAGCAAAACGGCCUUUCGAAAAAAAUAUCGCCGAAAAAUUACGAAAAUGCCCCCCGAAACUGUUCGACCAAAUUUCUGCCCAAAUCGGCGAUUAGCAGACUUCAUCAUUGGUAGAGAGUACCCUAAGGACGAAUCUGUGGUCCGUCGCCUUCAAAAUCCAAGGAAAACGGCAUUUCCAAAAAAUCGCCCGAAAUCGGUGAUGGUACCCCUUUGGAAACUGCCAAAAAUUGCCCCGGAAAUAUUCCGCCCGAAUCGGUGUUUAAUAGACUUAUCCAUCCCUAAAGAAUAGCCUCAGCCUGAAUUCGUGAUCCGUCGCCUUCAAAAUCCAAGCAAAACGGCCUUUCGAAAAAAAUAUCGCCGAAAAAUUACGAAAAUGCCCCCCGAAACUGUUCGACCAAAUUUCUGCCCAAAUCGGCGAUUAGCAGACUUCAUCAUUGGUAGAGAGUACCCUAAGGACGAAUCUGUGGUCCGUCGCCUUCAAAAUCCAAGGAAAACGGCAUUUCCAAAAAAUCGCCCGAAAUCGGUGAUGGUACCCCUUUGGAAACUGCCAAAAAUUGCCCCGGAAAUAUUCCGCCCGAAUCGGUGUUUAAUAGACUUAUCCAUCCCUAAAGAAUAGCCUCAGCCUGAAUUCGUGAUCCGUAGCCUUCAAAAUCCAAGCAAAACGGCCUUUCGAAAAUAUCGCCGAAAAAUUACGAAAAUGCCCCCCGAAACUGUUCGACCAAAUUUCUGCCCAAAUCGGCGAUUAGCAGACUUCAUCAUUGGUAGAGAGUACCCUAAGGACGAAUCUGUGGUCCGUCGCCUUCAAAAUCCAAGGAAAACGGCAUUUCCAAAAAAUCGCCCGAAAUCGGUGAUGGUACCCCUUUGGAAACUGCCAAAAAUUGCCCCGGAAAUAUUCCGCCCGAAUCGGUGUUUAAUAGACUUAUCCAUCCCUAAAGAAUAGCCUCAGCCUGAAUUCGUGAUCCGUCGCCUUCAAAAUCCAAGCAAAACGGCCUUUCGAAAAAAAUAUCGCCGAAAAAUUACGAAAAUGCCCCCCGAAACUGUUCGACCAAAUUUCUGCCCAAAUCGGCGAUUAGCAGACUUCAUCAUUGGUAGAGAGUACCCUAAGGACGAAUCUGUGGUCCGUCGCCUUCAAAAUCCAAGGAAAACGGCAUUUCCAAAAAAUCGCCCGAAAUCGGUGAUGGUACCCCUUUGGAAACUGCCAAAAAUUGCCCCGGAAAUAUUCCGCCCGAAUCGGUGUUUAAUAGACUUAUCCAUCCCUA
Molecule: messenger RNA, 3912 nt
Organism: Linum trigynum
Lineage: Eukaryota; Viridiplantae; Streptophyta; Magnoliopsida; Malpighiales; Linaceae
Source: the annotation of a GenBank genome assembly